Molecule: messenger RNA, 684 nt
Organism: Aegilops tauschii subsp. strangulata
Lineage: Eukaryota; Viridiplantae; Streptophyta; Magnoliopsida; Poales; Poaceae
Source: RefSeq, a predicted model, not a curated record
AUGGGCGCCAACUUCCAAAAGCUCCAGGCGCUCCAACGUGCCCGCCAAGACACGGUGGACAAGGCGGAGGACGAUUUUGAGGAGCGCGCCGAUAUCGAGAAGGCCCAAGAGGUGGCGAAGGAACAGGCUGCCAAGGACGAACCUACUCGGCGGCAACACCAGGCUCUACUGGACACCCAGGAGGAAGACCUCGUUGUUCGUGAGCAGGCACUUGCCGCCAUGCUCCACAACAAGGACGAGGGAAUCGGGAAGAUCGUCGCGCAGCGGACCCAGGAGCUGGAGCAGAAGCACAAGGAUGCACUUGAUGCUCUGGCCCUAGACCAUGCCGGCAAGGUGGAGAAGCUGGAGCUGGAGCGGGAUGGGCUAAAAAAGGAGAUCUUGGAGCUGACGGAGGAGAGGGACACGGCCAACCGCACUCUGGCGGAUUCGCAGGUCGCCAUCUCCGACAAGGCCAAGCUACUCUCCGAGGCCAAAGACUCCAUCAACGAUCUGAACCUGAAACUAGACGGCUUGGAGGGGACGCUUUCGGAGGCCAGGGCCCGUGAGGAGACUCUGAACAAGGCCCUGGAGGACGAGCGGCAGCUGCGGAGCGAUGACGCCGCCGCCCACAAGGACUACGUGGACAGCGUAACCUCUGGAUCGACCGGCUCGUCGUCGUCGCGAGGAAGCUCACCACCCAACUAG